This is a messenger RNA of Thunnus maccoyii (southern bluefin tuna), 1918 nucleotides long. It is a transcript of the gene amdhd1, whose product is annotated as amidohydrolase domain containing 1. The record is from RefSeq and is a predicted model, not a curated record. Lineage: Eukaryota; Metazoa; Chordata; Actinopteri; Scombriformes; Scombridae. Gene Ontology annotation, molecular function: imidazolonepropionase activity. Gene Ontology annotation, cellular component: cytoplasm.
AUGUCCAGAAAUUACAGACUACUGGUGAAGAACGCCAAACAGGUGGUUCUGAUCUGCAACAAUGGAGAGAAAUACCUGACGAAGAAUGGGAUGCAAAGUCUUUGUGUGAUUGAAAAUGGGAGCGUUGUAAUAGGGAGUGAUGGGCUGAUUAAAGCCGUGGGGCCUGCUGACACCAUCAGGACUCAAUAUCCAGAAGCAUCUUUUGAUAAAGUGAUCGAUGCAACAGGAAUGUGUGUCCUGCCUGGAUUGGUUGACGCCCACACCCAUCCAGUCUGGGCUGGUGACAGGGUGCACGAAUUUGCAAUGAAGCUGGCAGGUGCCACCUACAUGGACGUACACCGGGCCGGCGGAGGGAUCCACUUCACGGUGGAGCACACCCGAGCUGCAGAGGCCUCAGAGCUGCUGGCCUCGCUGAGCAGCAGGUUGGUUCGGAUGCAGCGGACGGGUACCACCCUGGUUGAGUGUAAGAGCGGCUACGGCCUGGAGCUGCAGACCGAGCUCAAGAUGCUGGAGGUGAUCGAGGAGGCCAGACGCACCCUGCCCAUCAACAUCUCCUCAACCUACUGUGGAGCCCAUGCCGUGCCCAAAGGGAAGACAGUUGCAGAGGCCACACAGGACAUUCUGCAGGUUCAGCUGCCUCGGCUGAAAGAACGUAUGUCUGCUGGGACUCUCAGAGUCGACAACAUCGACGUUUUCUGUGAGCAGGGAGUGUUUGACCUCAGCUCUACGCGCUUGAUCCUGCAGGCUGGCAAAGACAUGGGUCUAAACAUCAACUUCCAUGGAGAUGAGCUCCAUCCUAUGAACUCUGCUCAGACUACUGCUUAUUUGAUUGUGAGCUUUGUUAACUUGUGUGUGUAGUUGGGAGCGGAGCUAGGAGCCUUAGCCAUCAGUCACCUGGAGGAGGUCACAGAUGAGGGGAUUACUGCCAUGGCAAAAGCAAAAACCGCUGCAGUCCUUCUACCAACUACAGCUUACAUUCUGCGGCUGCCCCAGCCCCGGGCCAGAGACAUGUUGGAAUCUGGAGUAAUUGUUGCCCUCGGCAGUGACUUCAACCCCAACGCCUACUGCUGCUCCAUGGUGAGUGCAACAGGAAGGUGUGAGGUGUCAAGAAACACGUCUCUAUCCUCGGUUUAUGCGCUUCCCAUCUCUUUAACUUGUGUCCUUCCCCAGCCAAUGGUCAUGCACCUGGCCUGUGUCAAUAUGAGGAUGUCCAUGCCAGAGGCUUUGGCGGCUGCCACCAUCAAUGCAGCCUACGCCCUCGGGCGCUCCCACACACAUGGCUCCCUGGAGGUCAACAAACAUGGAGACCUGCUGGUCCUCAACGCCACACGAUGGGAGCAUCUGAUCUAUCAGCUGGGAGGACAUCAGGAGCUCAUCCGUUAUGUCGUCAUCAAAGGCAACGUUGUCUACGAUAACGACAAAACUGUGGACUUAUAACCAGGGGAAAAAAGAACGUUCUGCCUAUAAAUCGAUGCGCUGAGGCCGACGAAUCAAUGUUACUAUCUUUACAGUAUUAAUGAAUUGUCCACAGAGCAGUGUUUUUUAGAUAAAACAUCAUGUUUGAUGUCUCCCUAUCCAUGUAUCGCUGUUACUGUGAUGGAUAACAGAACUUAGGUCAACUUAUUCAUGGACUUUACAUAAGAGGAAUUUCAUUAUCAGCACAGAAGCAGGUUAAAUAUUUGGCACCUCAGAUGAUCAAAGAGUUUAUUGAUUGCAGUGAUCUGACCUAGAAUAUAUGUAACGUUGCAAUGACCUGACGCUCACCCUGCUUUUAUCUGUGUGACUGAAGAGUGUCUGUGGUGAAAGCAGAUAACAGAAACUACAGAAUAAAGAUUAAUGAAGCAAAAGAAAACAGCAGUAAUGAAGUCAAUGAGUCAGUAAUACUCGUUUUCAGCACUAUCACCUGAAACAAAACGUU